AAUAUCCGGCGAUCAACAAUGAAGGAUAACAAACAGGGACUAGAAAGACUACCGCUUGUUCAUCUUAAAUGGAAGCCAUACUCCAUGCCUCGCGACACCAAAAAUGUCCGCACCCGCGUACCAGUCAAACAACAGAUUGCUCUUCUCUUCAGUAGAAGACGUGCCGCUGCACGAUGUUAGACUUGACCUGCCAGAUCAUUGCGAAGCUGCCGAUGCGACCAAUUUUGAGUUCAGAGAUGGUGCACAUCAAUUCGAUGGCACGUACACUGUGAAAGACGUCUAUUCAAAGUCUACUGACCACAACCCUGUCCUCAAAAACGGGAACAAUUCAGCCAGCACCCUUCCAGGCGACAUGUAUGACAACUCCGCGAGCAAGUCCCCUAUCCAAAGGGGCAUGACAUCCAGAAGCCAUCGCUUUAUAGGCCCCUUUGCUUCGCUUCGGAGACGCCAAAUCCAACUUGUACGUAACAGUCGCUUUCAUGGCUGGCGUAUGGGUGUUCUCCUCGCAUGCUGCAUGUCGUUUUUCGUUCUAUGUUGCAAUAUUGCUCUACUAGCAGUAGGUACCACCAGAAAUGGUGGCUACAACGUCAGUGAGAGCGGCAUUGUAACAUUGUUCAUUGGCGAUGAAUCGAAAAUCACGAGGUUAAACACGAUAUUCCAUGUCUUCAUCAACGUUUUAAGCUCGCUACUCCUUGCAGGAAGCAACUAUACAAUGCAAGUUCUAAGCUCACCUACCAGACAAGAGGUAGACACAGCUCAUCGCCAGAGAGAUUGGCUUGCCAUCGGGCUACUCAGUCCGCGGAAUUGGAAGCGCAUUGCACGCAAACGUGCAUUGCUAUGUCUCAUAUUGGGGCUCUCAUCCGUGCCUCUGCACUUGUUUUACAACGCUACUAUCUUCAAAGUCGUCGUGCGGAACAUCUAUUCCUCAUCGGCUAUAGAUAUGCAUUCGUCGAAUUACACUGCCCUUGCAGCGAAUACAUCAUACGUCAAGCUUACCAACGAAGAAUGGAAAUCAUCUUUUAGUGGAAUGUACUCGUCGAGCUAUUCAAACCUGAUACUCGUGUUUGAUGAAAUCGAAGUUACAACCACGUACAACAGAACGAGGCAACCGAAAAUGAUUUCAAUCACGCGAGGAGAUUUCUCGUUCGUUUACGGCGCUGGAUACAACCUGGCCUCUAAAAUAUCAGAAUCGAAUCGACUCUCCUGGACAGAGCGUAGUUCAGCCACGCCUGGCGUUUCGAUACACAUCGCACACGCGCUAGCAGCGCCUUCCCAUACACGGAGUCGAGUACAACUAAGUCUAAAUUUCAUGAUCGUAGUGAUCUCUGCAAAUUUUUUGAAGCUAUUGAUUAUGCUGGGCGUGCUGAUUACCGAUCGAUCGAACUACCUGGUUACCUUGUACCUUGGGCGACGCUGCGACAUCAUUCCUAUCGAAUCCGGAUCCUACCACGGAAGGGAAAUGUCUGCUGGAAGACGAAGCGCUCACCCAUGAAAACAAACCUCAUGGUCAAUUACCUCAAUCAGACGGCGGUACUGAAGAUGUUUUGAGGGACCACCGGCUUCUUUCAGAGACCGCAACUGACCACGUAUGGCAUUCACGUACACUUCGCUACUUUGCUUUGAUCAGGAACGAACAGGCGAGGUUCACUU
Molecule: messenger RNA, 1650 nt
Organism: Boeremia exigua
Lineage: Eukaryota; Fungi; Ascomycota; Dothideomycetes; Pleosporales; Didymellaceae
Exons: 3
Coding region: 104-1492 (462 amino acids)
Source: RefSeq, a predicted model, not a curated record